UUAACCCAAGCAGACCUGCACUGCCGCCGGGAUCUCUCACAUUUAACCCCGCUGAUGUGAUGAGAAAUCAAACUAUAAUGGAUGUAGGUGGAUGUGCCUUUGAUGACGGAUCUUUUGAAGAGGGCUGCGACACUCAGUCAGCUGGAUCAGGUUUUUGAUAAAUGUGAGGGGAAAUCACUCCGAGGUGUUUAUAUAGAGACUCUGCUGUUGUGGAUGGACAGGUCAGGAGUGCAUAUGCAACAGUGUGGGAGCUCCGCUGGAUUUAUUUAUCGCAUCCUUCUGGAUUUAUCUGCCUCAAGAAUCCGUUUCUUGGUCGGAUGAAAUAAAAAGGAGAAUGUAUGGAAUAAACCAGCGCUGCAUUUACAUAUCGUUUCAUUUUUUCGUGCUGUGGUGCCAUGCUCAGGGGGAGAAUCACCCGUCUCCUAAUUUUAACCAGUAUGUGAGGACGCAGGGCGCAGUGACGGACCAGCUCAGCCGCAGACAGGUCAGGGUUUACCAGCUCUACAGCCGCACCAGCGGGAAACACGUCCAGAUUCAGGGCAAAAGGGUCACCGCCACAGCUGAGGAUGGAAAUAUGUACGCUCGUCUGUUUGUCGAGACAGAUACCUUCGGCAGUCGAGUAAGGAUAAGAGGUGCAGAAAGUGGACGCUACCUCUGCAUGAACCGGAAGGGGAAACUUGUUGGAAAGCCCAACGGCCGGAGCAGGGAUUGUAUCUUCACAGAGAUAGUACUGGAGAACAAUUACACGGCCUUCCAGAAUGCCAAGUAUGAGGGCUGGUAUGUGGCUUUCACCAGGAAAGGGAGGCCCAUCAAAGCCUCCAGGACAAGGGAGAACCAGAGAGAAGUCCAUUUCAUCAAGAGGCUACACACGGGCCCGCCACCCUUUCCCAACACUGACCAAAGCAAACACUUUGAGUUCAUCCGAUUUCCGGCCACACAUCGAGCGAAACGGAACAGGAAAUCACGUACCUCUUCCUAACACGCAGCAGGAAAAAAUGGACUGAUGACAGCCGUGAUAUAGGGAGAAACAGAUUGUGAUUUUAUUUUUGUAUAUUUUUGAUAGGUAAAAGAUGGUUAAAAUGCCAUAAAUCUAAAGUAAUAUUGCUGUAAAAUGAUCAUGUGUAAAUACUGAAAGAGAGUAAAGCAGAUGGAUUAUAUUUAAUCUUCCUGUGUGUCUGUGUUGACUGGCGGAGAGCUGCG
This is a messenger RNA of Thunnus maccoyii (southern bluefin tuna), 1200 nucleotides long. RefSeq names its product fibroblast growth factor 17 (gene fgf17). The record is from RefSeq and is a predicted model, not a curated record. Gene Ontology annotation, biological process: fibroblast growth factor receptor signaling pathway; cell differentiation; animal organ morphogenesis. Gene Ontology annotation, molecular function: type 2 fibroblast growth factor receptor binding; type 1 fibroblast growth factor receptor binding; growth factor activity. The coding region runs from base 335 to 979 and encodes 214 amino acids. Gene Ontology annotation, cellular component: cytoplasm. The transcript has 5 exons. NCBI's taxonomy places the organism in Eukaryota, Metazoa, Chordata, Actinopteri, Scombriformes, Scombridae.